AUGGACUGGCUGGGAAACAGUAUUCACCAUCUGGGUCUUUGGAUUUGCGCUCGACGAAGCAGCCCAGCUUCAAGGUGAGUCCUGCAUGAUGCGAUUCACACACUGCUCUCCUGCUGAUACGACCCCGCUCCCUAGAGCACGGGGUCGAGGUAUAUGCGAGCUCAUUGUACAAUCUGCUCGAGUAAGUCUCGCGGACCUCCUGUUCGCACUGGCAGCUGAAACCUCGUCCAUCGCGACAGCGCAUCCUUCUGCAUCGUCGCCUUCUCUUGGCUGGGUCUCCGAAUCUCGGGGCUAGUCCACUCGGAUGCCCUUAGGUGUGACCUGUCGUUCGACUGCUUGGCAGUGGGCGCAAUCUUGCUUUGUCCAAGAGUCGCUUCGUCGCUGGUGCAGGACAAUGUCAUUCUUCUGGCGCUCAAGGCAAUGUUUGCCGAUUUUGCCUUUUUCAUGCUGCUGGCAUCCAUCUGCUUCUCCGGCUUCCUGUACGCCUUUUGGUCGCUUUCGGACAAAUCCGAGUGGACUGUGGGCAGCAUCAUGUGGUUGAUGCUCAAGAUUUGGUUCGGAAGCUCUUAUAUAGGAUUCGAUACGGCCACAGACUUUUCCCCCAUCUUUGGCCCGCCGCUCAUGGUGUUUUUUGCAAUCAUGGCCAACACGCUCCUCUUGACUGUCCUCAUUUCGCUCUUGAGCAACACGUUUACCGUCGUCGCAACCAACGCAGCGGAGGAAGCCAUGUUCCAGCACGCCUGCAAGACCAUGCUGGGCGUAACGACGGACGCGCUCUUCUCCUACAUUCCACCCCUCAACCUCAUUGGCGUCUUGGUCGUGCUUCCCGCCAGCUACGUCCUAACGCCUCGCUGGCUGCACAAACUCAAUGUGGCGCUCAUUAGGGCAACGCACUGGCCGAUGCUGCUCCUGAUCAGAGCCACGCAAAAGAGGGGCUUGCGCGAAGGCGUCGAGCUGACAGCUAGCAGAGCUAGUCGAGCAUUUUCGUGGAUGCCGCUUCCAAGAAGUGGCAAGAGCGACAUGGACAUUGUCGAUGCCGUUUUCUGCAGACCCCCGCCCGAAGACCAAGGCGGAACUCGAGACUCGCUUCCAACUCGCCAUCGCAAUGCAGACAUGUCAUUUCGCGAACGCGCAAAGAGCGGUGGACCGUCGUCUGCAAGUCUGCCUUCGGACCCAGAAGGCUGCUCGCAGGGUGCCGAAAGGCAGGCUGGGUAUGGCGCCGUCGAGACGUCUGGCAAGCAGACCACGGUGCCCUUGCACGUUGACAAGGCUUCAGGCACCACUCGACCUAGCUCGAGAGAGCAAGAGACGCAAACGAAAGAUGGCAAGAGAUCCAGCAGUCCAUCCGCCGCAUCGAGAGCAUUGGGAAACGCGCAAGGUGGAACGUUUGCAUCUGCAUCCAGUCGUCCCGACCACUCCGACCCUUCCCCAGCCUUUUCCUUGUCCAGUCCGCUUGCGCGCAUCUUUUCUGGUGGUGGUGGCGGCAGAAGAGGAGGGCGAAAUGCAGCCGUGUCGCCGCUCAGGCAAGCCCGGCCUGACAACGAUGCUGCUGCUGAUGCACGCCACUUCACGGAUGAGGAUGGAGAUGGUGAAGGAGCAAGCACGAGAGACCUCUUUGUCGCGCUCAGCGAGAGACUGGACCAGCAAGAAAAGAGGAGCCGAAGAAUCGAGGUAUGUAAGGAUGCCAUUCGAGCUUUGCAGAUGAAGAACGCUAUUCGCUGACUGCACCGAGUAACUUCUCACUCCGUAGGAGCUUCUAGUCAGCGUGAGUAGAGAGAGCAGAGAGAGAGAGAGAGGGAGAGGUGCCGAUGAGUUGUAUGAACCAUGAUGCCGUAAUGUCCGCAUGCUGAUAUAAGCCUCCGCGUCGUAUUGGCAAACCCAUCAAGCUCGUGGAACGGCAAGCGCCGCUUGACGACGGACAUGUUGAUCUUGCUGCCGAUGCAUCUGGCCAGGCAAAAGCGGACAGAGCUGAAGAAGAAGCGCAACAGGCAUCCUCUUCGGGAUGA
Ceraceosorus bombacis is the source of this 2006-nucleotide messenger RNA. Lineage: Eukaryota; Fungi; Basidiomycota; Exobasidiomycetes; Ceraceosorales; Ceraceosoraceae. The record is from the annotation of a GenBank genome assembly.